AUGGAAGUUUUAAAGAAUAUUAGAAUUUAUCCCCUGUCAAACUACAUUACGUCAACCAAAAAUUAUAUAAAUCUACCCAAUGAACUGAGAAACCUAGUUAGCAAAGAGCAAGAGGGUAAACUGGGGUUUUUACACAUCAUCGAAAAUGAUUUUAAACCUUCGUUAGUGCUAAAAAAGUUGGUUGAUUAUACCGAAGAUAAUGGUAAAAUACUGGUUAUAGAUAUAGUAUCACUGUGGUCCCAACAGAAGCAAAAACAGCAUGGCGUGAUUUAUAUGAAUUCGCUAUCAUGUAUAAACAUCACUGGACUGAUUGUUUUCCUAGAGUUACUAUACCACUCGCCUACGGACGCGCUAAGGAGAUGUCAAGUUGAUAAUUUCAACUUUCAAUUACAAGGGAUAAUGAUCGACAAUUUGUCGUUUUUGAAUUUUGAAAGCGACAAUAAUUACGGUGUCAUAAAUUUAUCAAAAUUCGAGAAGCUAAGUGUAAUUCUGAGAAAACUAAGAGAAUUUUUGGGCUGCUGGAUCAUCACCAAAAGUUUUUCCACGGAGUUUUACAAUGGUAUUGAAAAUACCCUGAUUGAUAAGUGGUCAAUCAAGAGCAAAGGUAGCGUUACGCAAUACCCCACAAAGUUGCCUGAAUCAUACAUGAAGGGAAUGGACCUGAUAGUUUACAAGGAAAUUGCCAACGGUAGGGGGCAGUACAGACGAAUAGCUGCAAUUGAGAAAUGA
Molecule: messenger RNA, 729 nt
Organism: Saccharomyces mikatae IFO 1815
Lineage: Eukaryota; Fungi; Ascomycota; Saccharomycetes; Saccharomycetales; Saccharomycetaceae
Gene: PSY3
Product: Psy3p
Exons: 1
Coding region: 1-729 (242 amino acids)
Biological process (GO): recombinational repair
Cellular component (GO): nucleus; Shu complex
Source: RefSeq, a predicted model, not a curated record